Molecule: messenger RNA, 6649 nt
Organism: Mauremys mutica (yellowpond turtle)
Lineage: Eukaryota; Metazoa; Chordata; Testudines; Geoemydidae
Gene: KANSL1
Product: KAT8 regulatory NSL complex subunit 1
Exons: 15
Coding region: 1448-4729 (1093 amino acids)
Cellular component (GO): NSL complex
Molecular function (GO): histone acetyltransferase binding
Source: RefSeq, a predicted model, not a curated record
CAUUCACUUUGAAGCCAGACCUUACACGCGAAUAGCAAGGGAGAGACCCGCAGCUGCUGGGUUACACACGAAACGACGAGAGAUUUUGUGUUGCAUUUGCAACAAUGGUGAUGGCUAAACGAGCAGGCCAAAUGCUGGGAGCUGCUGGAGCAGGGAUGGGGCAUCGGGCAGGGGGGGCCGGGAAGGAGGUCCAACCUGGGCCAGCCGCCUGCUGAGCUCCCGGAUCGCCUCUUUGCAGGUCGGAUCCACACUAGGGGGCUGGGGGUUGCGGACGGGCGCUGGGUUAGCGUCGUGUUUGAAGAGGGUUUCAAGUGCCUGGCGCAAGGACGGUUUCUAACUCCCGAGCUGCAGCGAGGCUGAGCCGUGCAUUGGAGUUUUCAGGCUCUUCAUCCGUGGUGGCUUCUCGUCGGGCGUUUGGGUUUUGUUUGUUGACUUUUGUGUUAAGGAAACACAGUGACCACAGACGUGCAAAAUCCCAGCGGUCCCUAAGGAAUUUACAGGAGCCAAAGAAGGCGAGAAGGAGGCUCUGGCACUAGCAUGGCAAACCUGGCAUAGAGGCUGUAAAGACUUUAGAUAGUAAAUUUUAGGAAAUGGGGUAGAAAAUAUCCCCCCCUUCCAUUUUUACAAUCCUCCAUUUUACCCAAACAUUUAAAAAAAUGGCAAAUUCCAGACUCUCAAGGUGGGUUUCUAGAACGAUUUCAGACAAACAAAACCACAUCAGAAAUAACCAUCUGACUUUUUUGUUGUUGCAAACUAUUGCCCUCCCCCACCCCCAAAGUCCUUGUCCUGAAAAAUAAAUGUAUUUCAGUGGGUGGCAGGCAUUCACAAAUGUGGUAAGUGAUUAAGGUGCAAUUUAACAUGGAGGGAAUUUCCUAAAAUGAGAUUUUCAUAAGAGCCUCUGGGAGUUAGGUGCCUAAAUACCAUCAAUUUUGGCAUUACUUUGCUCUCUUUACCUGAAUCAUUAAUCUAUAUAGUGUGCAGAUUUUUGUCUGUACUUUCCAACUGUUUUGUCCUCCAGAAGUUUACAGAGUUGUGUCUAGUUUUCCAAGUACAAAUCUUUACACAGUUUGCUUUGUGUGUUUGCUCUAUAUUCUUCCUUUCUGGGGUAAGGUGGUGAUGAUAAAUCUAUUUCUUCCUAAAUCCUGAUUAUUUCUCUUCCCGCCCCUCCCCCCAAAGGCAAGUUGUUCGUGAGCUAUAUUUCUUUCCCCUAAUUAAUUUUUUUUUGUUACAGAUACCAGAGUUCCACUUCUUCAAAUAAGAAGAAAGAUUUUCAGAACUACUAGAACUUGGUUGGAUCUGGAAAGAUUAAGGGUCUCUUCUGAACUGCUCCAGACACUAUGGAUUCUAUCAAGAUGUCCUGCAAGGCUGUCCUCAGGCGAGGCAGUAAGAGGCAGUGGAGCUGGCCUCGGCACUGGGAGAGGCUGGAUUUCCUGUCUCUUGGUGCUGAAUGGCUGCGAUGGCGCCCGCUCUCACUGACGCAGCAGCUGAAGCUCACCACAUCCGGUUCAAACUGGCUCCCCCGUCCUCCACCUUGUCACCUGGCAGUGCCGAGAACAACGGCAACGCCAACAACAUCCUUCUCACUGCCAACGGCACCAAAAGGAAAGCCAUUGCUGCAGAGGAUCCCAGUGUAGAUUUCCGUAAUAACCCUACCAAGGAGGAGCUGGGCAAGCUGCAGCCACUGGUGGCCUCUUAUCUCUGCUCGGAUGUAACAUCUGUUCCUUCAAAAGACCCUUUGAAGCUGCAAGGAGUCUUCAACAAGCAGACAGUUCUUAAACCUCACCCUCUCUUAUCUCAGUCUUUCUUGAAAACGAACGAUCUGUUGGGGAGACAGCCAGUGUUGGAGUUUUCUUUGGAAAAUCUAAAAAACAUGAGUACUAGUGGUCAGCCACCUCUUCCACAAGCACCUGUGAAUGGCUUGGCCAAGAAAUUGGCUAAAAGUACCAAUUCAGACCAUGAAAACUCCAGUUCACUUAAUGGUGGGAAGCGUGCUCCCCUCUCAACCACCCUCCAGGGUGUUGACCCUAACACUGCAGGGGGUUCUGAAUCAGGGGACUUGAAGACGGGUUUGACCAAUUGCACUCUCCCACACAGAAGCCUUGAUGCUGAGCGCACAACUCCAUUUAGCAAUAAUAGCACUGCAAACAAUGUGUCGCUUAAUUCUGCAGCGCAGCAGCGGGUGAUUGAAGGAGGCGGUGGAGAGAAUAGAUUGUCUGGUGUAGAUGCACAUUCUGAUUUUGGGAGCGGCAAGACAGGGGAGCAGAAGUCUCCUCUGUCAGCUAGUCUCUUCAGUGCCAUGGACUCUGAUUUGAGGACAAGGGCAGUGCUACGACGGCAGGCAGACAUUGAGAACCGUGCUCGCAGGCUGCAGAAGCGCCUGCAGGUGGUGCAGGCCAAGCAGGUAGAGAGGCACAUCCAGCAACAGCUGGGUGGCUUCUUGGAGGAGACUCUGAGUAAACUGCCAGACUUGGACUCUCUAAGGCAUCGGAGCCAGCUGAUGCUCACCCGCAAGGCAGAAGCAGCCUUGAAGAAAGCUGCAAGUGAAACAAGUACGUCGGAAGGACUAAGCAGCUUCCUGAAGAGCGACUCUAUUUCAGAGGAACUGGAGAGGUUUACAGCCAGUGGGAUGGCCAAUUUGAGAUCCAGUGAGCAAGCAUUUGAUUCGGAUGUCACUGAGAGCAGCUCAGGAGGGGAAUCUGACAUUGAGGAGGAGGAACUGACCAAAGCAGAACCAGAACAGCAUCAUGUACCACUGAGGAGACGGUCAGAAUGGAGAUGGGCAGCAGACCGAGCAGGUAUAGUCAGUCGCUGGAACUGGCUCCAAGCUCAUGUCUCAGACCUGGAAUACCGAAUCCGACAACAAACAGAUAUUUACAAGCAGAUUCGCGCUAAUAAGGGGCUGAUAGUCCUUGGUGACGCGUCAUCCCCAGAUACUGCAGUAGAUGAUGCAUCCCAUCCCCUUAGUGCCGAAGUUAAGCUGGAGCCCGGGACUGACAGACUGGGCGCUUCCAUUUCCCAGCCAGUAGUGAAUCUUGGUACAUCUGCUGGAAAUACUCCAGAAUCCCUUCCCUCCAAACCCUGUGGAGCACUGAGACCUGUCAAUGGAGUUAUUAACACUCUUCAGUCUGGCUUGGCCGAACAUGCUCAGGGAGAUGGCACAGAUGUUGAGGAGCUGUUGCAUAAAAAGCAGCGACUGAACAUGGUCUCUUCUCCUUCUGAUGGAACCUGUGUAGCAGCUCGCACCCGCCCAGUACUAAGCUGCAAGAAGCGACGGCUCGUUCGACCUAGCAACAUCAUACCCCUCUCCAAAAAGGUUCAUCGUAACAGCACGGUGCGAUGUAGCUGUGAUGUGAACCCGUUGUGUGCCAUCUGUGGCACUCGAAGCUCCAUAUCUCCGGAAAUCCAGUAUGAAACCCCUUUGCUGGAGCGCCUCUCCCAGCUGGAUUCCUGUAUUCACCCUGUUCUAUCAUUCCCAGAUGAUGUGCCGAUGAGCCUGCACUUCCAGAAUAUGCUGAAAUCCCAGUGGCAGAGCAAGCCCUAUGAGAAAAUCAAACCUCCCAAAAAGCUCUCGCUCAAGCAUAGAGCCUCCAUGUCGGCCAGUAGCCUGUCUGACCCUGCUCGCAAGGACCGCCACAAACUGGUCAACUCCUUCACAGCAGCCAAGUGCUCACAUCACAAAAUCCAACCAGACAAGGCACACAGACAGCCCUUAGACGAUCUAAUGGCUGUGUCCAAGGCCCAGAGAGCGCCAGAGCGCUCACUUAUCCUGCCUCCUGCACAUGACAAAAAGCAAUUGUGGGACUCCUCACCUGAGAGACGCGAAGUGUUAAAGCAUCACACGGAUGUCGGAGGCCCAAGUUACCUAUCAGCGACUGCAGCCUCUAUGCCCCACAGCCCCAUAGUGCGGCAGCUGUCCACAUCCUCUGAAAGUUCUGCUCCUGCCAGCACAAGUUCACAGGGCACUUCUGGCAUGUCUCAGCCGAGGAGGAGGAGAGGCGAAAGUUCCUUUGAUAUUAAUAACAUUGUCAUCCCGAUGUCUGUUGCUGCAACAACUCGUGUAGAGAAACUACAAUACAAAGAAAUCCUCACACCGAGCUGGCGUGAAGUGGAUAUCAGUGCUCUGAAAGUGAACCCUGAUGAAGACAAUGAGGAGAUUGAGGACCUGUCUGAUUCAGCCUUUGCUGCUCUUCAUGCCAAGUGUGAAGAGAUGGAGCGGGCAAGGUGGCUCUGGAGCACCAGUCUCCCCCCUCAGCGGCGAGGCAGCAGGUCUUACAGAUCAGCAGACGGUCGGACAACCCCUCAGCUGGGGAACCCCUCCACUCCCCAGCCACCGUCCCCCGAUGUGGGCAACUGCCACUCCCAUUCUGAAUUCUCCCCACGCAGUCCCGUCAGCCCCGAACUGCACUCUGCCCCUCUCACGCCUGUUUCCCGUGACUCCAUGCGGCUCUUGUCAAGUGAGGACACCCGUUGUUCCACACCCGAGUCUGGUCUGGACGAACAGGCUGUGCAGCCCUGGGAGCGACGCUACUUCCCGCUCUCCUACAACCCCAAGACAGAGUGCGAGGACCAAGCUGAUCCCCAGGACCGGUUGUCGCGCUGCACCCGGCGCACAUCGGGCGGCAAGUCCUCCCGGGAGACGGACAGCGCCCUCCCCAGCCCCAAGAGCCGGACCCCAGCCGUGGCCUCCUCAGCAGCAGCAACAGCAGUUCAGCGGCCGGCACACAGAUAGAGCCGGACAGGAGCAAAACCAACACACACAACUAACUCUUGGCAUUAAAGCUUCCGAAAUCUGCGUUUGAUAUUCAAACAUCCUGCCGGGAAUUUUCACAGUUUUUAGUGAAUUUAAGGAGUUUAGAAACUGUUUUCUUUUUGUUUGUUUUGUUUUUGGGUUUUUUUUCCAUGUUUCCUUGUCACACAAUAAGAGCACCCCAGCUUCCUCCCAGCAGAGUGAAGCCUCGGGAGGAGAGCAGUCUGCCAGACACCCUUCCGCCCCUCCCCCUUAGGUGUAUCAUUCUAGAGCACAGGAUUUAGCUGACUAGCAGACGUCGGGGAUUUUUCUCUUACUCUCUGCUGCCUGCUGCCUCCUCCCUGAAAAGUUUUAGUGGAGUGAAAUUAGUGGUGAAAAGUGAUGUCUUUGGAAUGCAACCUCCCGCACUAGCUGUCUCUCCCCACAUGCAGAGCUGAGAUCUGCAGUCUCUGCACCCCCAUCCGCUGUUGUUUUGUUCCCUAGGUUGUAGUUCCAGGUAUUACCUCCAUGAUUCCCCCAGGCUGCCUGCUGCAUUGCACUGUACUGCCCUUCAUUUCUUCCUUUCGCCACUCCUGCUUUUAGAGCAGCUGUUUGCUUCAUGGAGGACAAGACUUCCUGUCACUUCAGGAAAGGAAGGCCCCUCAUUAGCUGCUUCAUGCACAGCUCCAUGUGGGAGAGUGAGAUUUCGGAAGCAGCCUUGUUCAGUUCACACCUUGUGUUUAUACUGGGUGAAGGGCAGGGAAGUGGGAGUCAAUCCAGCAUGUUCUGGUGCUUCAGCAGGAGCAGAGUUUAUCCAGCACCCUUAAGGACUCCUUUUGCUGGGAUCUAGCUUGCUGCUGGCACCAGUACAUGCUUUGAUGCAGGAAAUGCAGUUCUGUUACCAACACUUUAAUUUCCCUUUGUGGUUUUUUACCCACCACAAUUAGAAAAUGUCAGGUUAGGUUAGCAGCCGGCCAUCAGAAUGUCACUUCUGUUACUGUUACUGCUUAGAAACCAUGAUGAGCUGCAGAUGCCAGGAGGAGUGUUCAGUUGGCAGGAGUAGGACUCAGCAAUUCACCAUAUGAAGUCUGCAGGCUGCAGUGCAUAGGCUGCUAAUGUUUGUUUCGCUUAAAUUGGUUUGAUCUAUUUAAAGAAAAAGCAAGUGUGGUGCUGCUCGAAGUCCAGCUCGCUUAGGAAAAGAUCAGGACUUGUUUUUCACCACUGCUUAACUCCACUUCCACACACAUUUUGAAAACCAAUGUUUAGUCAGUUUCAUUUUCAGGACUUUUUGGUCUGAUGAUCAUAAAGUUUGACAGGUAUUUUAUUUUAAAAUGGCACCACCGCUGCCCCCUCCUCUAGAGACUCCCGGAUCCCACACACCGUUCCCAUCUGUAACGUUCUCUGACCCUAGCGGUGUGGCUAUUGGUCCCUGUCCUGUUGUUAGCAUUGUGCCUGUCUUAUGUAUAAUCACAUCACCAAAAAAGGAAAAAAAAUACAAAGGACAUAAUUUUUUUUUUCCAUUUUGUAAUCGUAAAGAAAUAGUAGCUAAACUGCUUAAUGGUUGGGGUUUUUUCACAAUUUUCAACAUUAUCUAGUGUUUUUUGGUUCUGUUCUAGUUUAAAGGAUUUGUCAUCGUUUCUUUAAAAAAAAUGCUACCAUAUCCCUUUGCAUAAGUGCUUUUCUAUUUAUAAGGUUGAAAAUUCUGAAUAACCCUUUUAGCAUUAUAAAAAAACCACAAAAAAAACCACCUUGUAUUUUGUAAAUAUUUUUCUUUUCCUGCUUUGAGCUGUGUAAUGUCCUUGUUCUAUAGAAACGCUUUUCUUCUGAGAAGCUGAUCUUUGUUAAUGUCCUGAUUCUGUUUGCAAAGCACAAAUGUGCUUAUAAAAAAAAAAAGAAAAGAUUAAAAAAAAAUUAAAAAAUGUA